Messenger RNA from Aspergillus udagawae, 252 nucleotides. RefSeq lists its product as uncharacterized. Gene Ontology annotation, molecular function: protein binding. The record is from RefSeq and is a predicted model, not a curated record. The transcript has a single exon. NCBI's taxonomy places the organism in Eukaryota, Fungi, Ascomycota, Eurotiomycetes, Eurotiales, Aspergillaceae. The coding region runs from base 1 to 252 and encodes 83 amino acids.
AUGUUUGGUGAGCACGAUCCCAGUAGCCUGGGUCACCAGGGAGCGGGCAAAAUGCUUGCAGAUGUGUGGCUCUUCGAUCUGGAGUCUCAGGAAUGGACGAAUAUCCAAUUGGAUGCCGAGAAUGCUCCUCCAGUGCGCGGGUGGUUCGAUGCAGAUGUGAUCUCAAACAAUUUGCGUCCCAGUAUUGUCGUCCAUGGCGGACUUGCCGAGUCAAAUGAACGCCUAGGUGAUAUAUGGCGGCUGGAUUUUUAA